AUGGCUUUUCCUCCUUAUCGUCAUUCUCACUUCCGUAGCAAAACUUAUAACACUCUUGUCCGCAUUCUCUCCCACGUUCCAACUCAAUCCGUUAAUAUUCCUGAUGAUGGCAAUGUUAGAAUGGGGCAAGAAAACCAGGAACUGGAGGCGGUUGGUUCUGAUGUUAUGGAUCCCAAGGGUUCUAUACCCUUGGAGGAAAUACUUGAUGUUCAUGAGAUCGUUGAGAGGGUUGGAGAUAGGAGCAAGGAUUUUAGUGUCAAUGAAAUUGUCCUUGACGAUGAAGACUCUCUGAUGGGAAUAGACGAACCAUCCUCACAUACAAGUGAUUUUCAUUUGGAACAAAUAAUAGACGAAUUGGAGCUUGUUGUGAAAGGGACUGAAGAACCUGUUUGCAAUGAUGGUUUAAUACCUUUGAACUGUGAGAAACAGAAUAGUGAUAGUGAAGUUGAUUUGAUGGAUUACCAAGUAGAGCAUGUUGAAUUUCUGCAUUCUGGUACAAACACGUCUGGAAUUGUAAGUGAGGUACCUGUGGAGCUUAAUCAACUUGACUCAGAAGUCUUACAGGUGUUUGAGUCAACGAAGGGACAGGCUUCUGAUUCUGUAAUCAGUACAACAAGUAUAAAUCAUGAUAGUCAACAAAAGGAAACAGAAUUGGUGAAAUUGGUUUGUCCUGUAGCAGGAUCGCUUCCUACAAUUCGAGAGGGUGAAUUUGAGAAGGAAGAACAGGAUGGUCAUCAGGUUGGUGAAGUAGCUCAUAGUUCUUUAGAUCAUGAUAAGAUUAUUGAAGCAUUGAAUAUGACAGAAGAUGGUGGAUUAUUGGAUUCAACAAUUAUGGAAGAUAAAUACAAAACACAAAAUAAAGAGAAAUCAGAGAAGUUAAUUUGUGUGAUGGAUGCUACAAAUUCUUCCAAUCUUCUGAUCGAAGAAGGAGAUCUAGAAGAGGGAGAAAUUUCUGGAGAUUUUGCAAUGGAUGGUAACACAUUUGACGUGUCUUCUGCGGAUACUACAAUUUCAGAACAGAUGAAAGUGGAUGAGAUUCAGAAACCCGGGAAUUCAUUUGGAAACAAGGCAGCCCCCUUCAAUAUGGGUAACAAUGGACUAGUAGAACCUAGGACUAUCAAUGCCAUUCCAACAUAUUUAACCCCCAAACAAGUCUUGCACAAAGGAUUCAUGGAAGAAACCGCUAUCAAAGAUCAUGGUAACUCGUCUGCUGUACAGCAGAUGGCUGAUGCCAACAGAAAUGAACAAAGUGAUCCUGGCCCUAAGAAGAAAAACAUAAAAGAGGUAAUUGAUCCCAGUAGAAAGCGAAAACGUAUUCCUGAUUUAGAGAAGGAGGAGGAUAAAAAGAAGGAAAAGGUUGAUGCUGGUAAAAGUAAACGUGGUCCUGGUUCUCGAGAGAAGAAAAUUAAAAAAAGGGAGAAGUAUCGAAAGAAAAGAGCAGAAAAGAACAGAGAACUAGGUGUUAAAAGGUUGAAGUUGAUUCCAGUACAGAAACCAAAAACCAUCGCAUAUUGUCGCCAUUAUAUGAAAGGAAGGUGCAAUGAGGGUGACAAGUGCAAGUUCUCUCAUGAUACUGUUCCUGAAACAAAGUCCAAGCCAUGUGUUCACUUUGCUCGUCACUCUUGUAUGAAAGGGGAUGAUUGCCCAUAUGAUCACCAACUCUCCAAGUAUCCUUGUUCCAAUUUAGUUUCUAAUGGCUCUUGUACUAGAGGUCAUGCUUGUUUGUUUUCACACCAGGUACCAAUCAAUCAAUGUAUACCUACGCCUACAAAUGCUGGCAAACCAGAGUCACAUUCUCCUCUUCCGUCAGGAAAUACAAAUUUCAGUACGCCACUGAAUAAUCAUGGCACUAGUUCUGUCCAGCAAAACCACUUCACCAAUUCUAAGGGAACAGAAACUUCACAGACAAAACCUACCUCAGCACCCAAAGGAAUUAGAUUCAUAAAUGUUGCUAACUUAUCAUCUAGUACGCCAAAACAAGACACGAUAACACCAAACAAGGGAAGUCUUGUCCACAAUGGGAAGUGUGCAGAUAAAGGUCAAAAUACUGCAGAAAUUCCUAAGAAAUUUUCAGCCGUGACGCCCAAGGGAAUCAACUUUCUUUCUUUUGGCAAAGGUUCCGUUUGCAGCUUCAAAAGUUCUAUUCAAUCCACUGCACAAAAUUUACCUCAAACUGCGCUUUUCUCACAUAAUGAAAUUUCAGACAAAAAGCAAUCCAUGGUAGAACGAAUGAAAUCAAAGUUUCUAGAGAAAGAUUCAACCGAUGAUUCUGUGAGGGAUCACAGCCAUUGUAAAUUGGUUCAAGAGGUAAAAAAGGCGUCUGGCAAUUCUCAGACUUCAAAUGUGACCUCAGCCACUCUUCUUUCCCGUCCGUUUGUUUCACAUCAGUCUUCCGGAAGCCUAGUAUCUGGAUAUCAUAAACAAGCAUCAAACUUAGGCCAAAGGGCACUCUUAUCAACUUUAGCUUUUGCAGCAGAGCAUGAAUCAGAUAUUAAAAUGAAAUGCCCCACUGUUGAUUCACCUGUAUGA
Messenger RNA from Lathyrus sativus (Indian pea), 2529 nucleotides. Lineage: Eukaryota; Viridiplantae; Streptophyta; Magnoliopsida; Fabales; Fabaceae. The record is from the annotation of a GenBank genome assembly.